Molecule: messenger RNA, 4486 nt
Organism: Marmota flaviventris (yellow-bellied marmot)
Lineage: Eukaryota; Metazoa; Chordata; Mammalia; Rodentia; Sciuridae
Source: RefSeq, a predicted model, not a curated record
CCGGCAAUGAGCGGGUGACGCAGCGUUGACGUCAGAGACGGCGGAGGCUGAAACCUCUCGCCGCUGUGUCCCCAGCUCCUCUCUCGGCAGAGCCGAGUCCUGGCCCCUCCUGGAGAAUCCGUCUCGGCUGGAUAGGCUUUGGGGUCUUCAGGCUGGACCCUCGGAGGCCAGGCGCCAUGGAAGAGCACAUGUUCGGGGUUCAGCAGAUCCAGCCCAAUGUCAUCUCCGUCCGCCUCUUCAAGCGCAAAGUCGGGGGCCUGGGGUUCCUGGUGAAGGAGCGCGUCAGCAAGCCCCCCGUCAUCAUCUCGGACCUGAUUCGCGGGGGAGCCGCGGAGCAGAGUGGCCUGGUCCAGGCGGGGGACAUCAUCCUCGCCGUCAACGGCCGGCCCCUGGUGGACCUCAGCUAUGACAGUGCCCUGGAGGUGCUCCGGGGCAUUGCCUCCGAGACCCACGUGGUCCUCAUUCUAAGGGGGCCCGAGGGCUUUACCACGCACCUGGAGACCACCUUCACCGGGGAUGGGACCCCCAAGACCAUCCGGGUGACACAGCCCCUGGGACCUCCCACCAAAGCUGUGGAUCUGUCCCAGCAGCCCUCGGCCAGCAAAGAGCAGCUGCCCGCGGGGGGUGGGCCCCCGGGCCCCGGGAACGGGCCUCAGCAUGCCCAGGACGAGGGGCCGGAAGCCGGCUCGCUGCCCCAAGCCAACGGCCUGGCCCCCAGGCCCCCAAGCCAGGACCCUGCCAAGAAAAGCAGCAAGAUUGGCCCCCAGGGCAGCCAGGAGCAGAACGAACUGCUCAGAGAGAUCGAGCCCGUGCUGAGCCUUCUCACCAGCGGCCGCAGAGGGGCCGAGCCAGGGGCACCUGCCAAGGCGGAGACGAGAGACACAGGCGUCCAGGUGGACAGGGACCUGGAUGGCAAGUCACACCGAGCUCUGCCCCUCAGCGGGGAGAACGACCGCGUCUUCAAUGACCUGUGGGGCCAGGGCGGUGCACCCGUGGUCCUCAACAACCCCUACUCCGAGAGGGAGCAGCCCCCUGCCUCGGGGAGACAGUCCCCCACAAAGAAUGGCAGCCCCUCCAAGUGCCCUCGCUUCCUCAAGGUCAAGAACUGGGAGACGGACGUGGUUCUCACCGACACCCUCCACCUGAAGAGCACCCUGGAGACAGGCUGCACGGAGCACAUCUGCAUGGGCUCCAUCAUGCUGCCCUCUCAGCACACGCGAAGGCCCGAAGACGUCCGCACCAAGGAUCAGCUCUUCCCCCUCGCCAAGGAGUUCAUCGAUCAGUACUACUCGUCCAUUAAGAGGUUUGGCUCCAAGGCCCACAUGGACCGGCUGGAGGAGGUGAACCGGGAGAUCGACAGCACCAGCACCUACCAGCUCAGGGACACCGAGCUCAUCUACGGGGCCAAGCACGCCUGGCGCAACGCCGCCCGCUGCGUUGGCAGGAUCCAGUGGUCCAAGCUGCAGGUGUUCGAUGCGCGCGACUGCACCACGGCUCACGGGAUGUUCAACUACAUCUGCAACCACGUCAAGUACGCCACCAACAAGGGCAACCUCAGGUCGGCCAUCACCAUCUUCCCUCAGAGGACGGACGGCAAGCACGACUUCCGCGUGUGGAACUCGCAGCUCAUCCGCUACGCCGGCUACAAACAGCCCGACGGCUCCACCCUGGGGGACCCGGCCAACGUGGAGUUCACAGAGAUCUGCAUCCAGCAAGGCUGGAAGCCCCCGCGGGGCCGCUUCGACGUGCUGCCCCUCCUGCUGCAGGCCAACGGCAAUGACCCCGAGCUUUUCCAGAUCCCGCCCGAGCUGGUGCUGGAAGUGCCCAUCAGGCACCCCAAGUUUGACUGGUUCAAGGACCUGGGCCUCAAAUGGUACGGCCUCCCCGCUGUGUCCAACAUGCUUCUGGAGAUCGGUGGCCUGGAGUUCAGCGCCUGUCCCUUCAGCGGCUGGUACAUGGGCACAGAGAUCGGUGUCCGCGACUACUGUGACAACUCCCGCUACAACAUCCUGGAGGAAGUAGCCAAGAAGAUGAACCUGGACAUGAGGAAGACGUCAUCCCUGUGGAAGGACCAGGCGCUGGUGGAGAUCAACAUCGCCGUCCUCUACAGCUUUCAGAGUGACAAAGUGACCAUCGUUGACCACCACUCUGCCACCGAGUCCUUCAUUAAGCACAUGGAGAACGAGUACCGCUGUCGGGGGGGCUGCCCGGCUGACUGGGUGUGGAUUGUGCCCCCCAUGUCUGGCAGCAUCACACCUGUCUUCCACCAGGAGAUGCUCAACUACAGGCUCACACCCUCCUUUGAAUACCAGCCCGAUCCUUGGAACACCCAUGUGUGGAAAGGCACCAACGGGACCCCCACAAAGCGGCGCGCCAUCGGCUUCAAGAAGCUGGCCGAAGCCGUCAAGUUCUCAGCCAAGCUGAUGGGACAGGCCAUGGCCAAGAGGGUGAAAGCCACCAUCCUCUACGCCACAGAGACGGGCAAAUCGCAAGCCUACGCCAAGACCCUGUGUGAGAUCUUCAAACACGCCUUUGACGCCAAGGUGAUGUCCAUGGAAGAAUAUGACAUCGUGCACCUGGAACACGAAACGCUGGUCCUCGUGGUCACCAGCACCUUCGGCAACGGAGACCCCCCGGAGAAUGGGGAGAAAUUCGGCUGCGCUUUGAUGGAAAUGAGGCACCCCAACUCCAUGCAGGAGGAGAGGAAGAGCUACAAGGUCCGGUUCAACAGCGUCUCCUCCUACUCUGACUCACGCAAAUCAUCCGGCGAUGGGCCUGACUUCAGAGACAACUUUGAGAGUGCUGGACCCCUGGCCAAUGUGAGGUUCUCGGUGUUCGGCCUCGGCUCCCGGGCCUACCCCCACUUCUGCGCCUUCGGACACGCCGUGGACACCCUCCUGGAAGAGUUGGGGGGGGAGAGGAUCCUGAAGAUGAGAGAGGGGGACGAGCUCUGUGGACAGGAGGAGGCUUUCAGGACGUGGGCCAAGAAGGUCUUCAAGGCGGCCUGUGACGUGUUCUGCGUGGGGGAUGACGUCAACAUCGAGAAGGCCAACAACUCCCUCAUCAGCAAUGACCGCAGCUGGAAGAGGAACAAGUUCCGCCUCACCUACGUGGCCGAAGCACCAGAACUUACCCAGGGGCUCUCCAAUGUCCACAAAAAGAGAGUCUCCGCCGCGCGGCUCCUGAGUCGACAGAACCUCCAGAGCCCCAAGUCCAGCCGCUCAACCAUCUUUGUGCGCCUCCACACCAACGGGAACCAGGAGCUCCAGUAUCAGCCUGGGGACCACCUGGGCGUCUUCCCUGGCAACCACGAGGACCUCGUGAAUGCCCUCAUCGAGCGGCUGGAGGACGCACCCCCUGUCAACCAGAUGGUGAAAGUGGAGCUGCUGGAAGAACGGAACACAGCUUUGGGCAUCAUCAGCAACUGGAAGGACGAGUCCCGCCUCCCGCCCUGCACCAUCUUCCAGGCCUUCAAAUACUACCUGGACAUCACCACGCCGCCUACGCCCCUGCAGCUGCAGCAGUUUGCCUCCCUGGCCACCAGCGAGAAAGAGAAACAGCGCCUGCUGGUCCUCAGCAAGGGCUUGCAGGAGUACGAGGAGUGGAAAUGGGGCAAGAACCCCACCGUGGUGGAGGUGCUGGAGGAGUUCCCGUCCAUCCAGAUGCCGGCCACCCUGCUCCUCACCCAGCUGUCCCUGCUGCAGCCCCGCUACUAUUCCAUCAGCUCCUCCCCGGACAUGUACCCCGACGAGGUGCACCUCACCGUGGCCAUCGUCUCCUACCACACCCGAGAUGGAGAAGGACCAAUUCACCAUGGUGUGUGCUCCUCCUGGCUCAACCGGAUACAGGCUGGCGAAGUGGUACCCUGUUUCGUGCGGGGUGCACCCAGCUUCCACCUGCCCCGAAACCCCCAGGUCCCCUGCAUCCUGGUUGGCCCAGGAACUGGCAUCGCCCCUUUCCGAAGCUUCUGGCAGCAACGGCAAUUUGACAUUCAACACAAAGGAAUGAGUCCCUGCCCCAUGGUCCUGGUCUUCGGGUGCCGGCAAUCCAAGAUAGACCACAUCUACAGGGAGGAGACCCUACAGGCCAAGAACAAAGGGGUCUUCCGAGAGUUGUACACGGCCUACUCCCGGGAGCCAGACAAACCAAAGAAGUACGUGCAGGAUGUCCUGCAAGAUCAGCUGGCCGAGACUGUGUACCGAGCCCUGAAGGAGCAAGGGGGCCACAUUUACGUGUGUGGAGAUGUCACCAUGGCUGCCGAUGUCCUCAAAGCCGUCCAGCGCAUCAUGGCCCAGCAGGGGAAGCUCUCGGAGGAGGAUGCCGGAGUAUUCAUCAGCAGGCUGAGGGAUGACAACCGGUACCACGAGGAUAUCUUCGGAGUCACCCUGAGAACGUAUGAAGUGACCAACCGCCUUAGAUCUGAGUCCAUUGCCUUCAUUGAAGAGAGCAAAAAAGAGACAGAUGAGGUCUUCAGCUCCUAAGUGGA